AUGCCCACCACGCGUGUUCCAUGCGAUCAAUGCCGACACCGUCGGGUUCGCUGCGACGGCACCACGCCUUGCCUCCACUGCCAGCGGUCCGGGCUGUCGUGUCGCCGGGACUACGUCCGCAAGCGUCGCGGCCCGAAAUACGGCAGUGGAAUGAAGAUUGCGGCGCUGAGAGCUGCAGAGUCGUUGGAACGCGCUCUUGCUGGGACGGCGCUCCAGCCAGCAUCAAAUAUCGCCAAUAUCACCGAUCGACGACAGCAGCCGCAGCAGGAGGCGCGGCCACCGUUGGAUGCGUGCAGUGGCAAUGACUUCUCCGAACAGGUAUUGCCGCUGGUGAAGCGAUGUGUUCGAGUGUACUUGCACCACAUGUACCCCAUCAUGCCCAUCAUCCGGCCAGCUGAGCUCCACGCGAUGCUCGAUCGGCCGCGGAAAGCCAACGAGACCAGUAUGCUCCUCGCAUUGUGCGCCUUGGUGACCACGUUCAUGUGCGGCCGCAGCGAGUCCAUCCUGGGGGACGAUCAAUGGCGGCCCGUUGCUCAAUAUUUCCUGGGAGAGAGCAUCGCGCUGCGGUCCUGCUACGGCCAUAUCGAGGACGACUCGGUUUUUACUCUGCUGGCAUCCUUCUUCGUGUCCACGGCCUACUUUGAACUGCACUAUGUCCGUCUGUGCUGGUUCUAUCUGCGUGAGGCGAUUACGCUUGCUCAGGGGCUGGGACUGCAUACCGAGGAGUUCUACCUGCAAUUUGACAAUGUUGAGGCUCUCUACUACCGGCGGAUCUACUACAUACUCUUUAUCACGGAGAGGUCAUUCGCAAUAUCGCAGCACAAACCCGUUCUCUUGACGCAACCCCUUCCUCUCCCCAUCGGGGCUCCAGAAGACGAGCGGUCGGAGAUCGACGUGGGCUUCCGGCAGCUUAUCCAAACCUACUCCCAGCUUGACGUGGAUUUUAUCAAUUUUUGGAGUCGGUUCGGCUCCGCAUUGUCAGCGCCUUCCAGCCUUCUUCGACCGCUGGACGCACUCCAUCUGGAGCCUGUCCCGCACGGGACGGAUGGUGUAUCAGACACCCAAAAAGUCGACAUCCUUGUCACCCGGCACUGGCUGCAACUGGUCUACUGGAAAAGCGCCCUCCAUCACUCGCUGCUGUCAAGUGCGGCGCAAACACGAUCCAUGACCUUUGCUUACCCGGAGGACAUUGCUCUCUCACUAUUGCGGGUUCUAUCCUCGGUAUCUACCGAGUCCAUCGAAGUUCACGGACUGGGAAUUUUUGAGAAAAUCUUCGACAUCGGCAGCGUAUUGGCCGAUAUCAUUCACUGUUCCAUUAAACUAACCGGUCAAACGUGUGUCGUCUCGCAAAAUAUGGACCGACUCGACGCCAUCCUGCAACACCUCUAUCUCACGCCCAACUCUCGCGCAAAAUAUGCACAGGCCCUGCAGCCAAGGGUAUCUAGCUGUUUUCUUCUCUGCACAAACAACAUACCCAUCGGCCUCACAUGCCAUUCCCCUGGCGCAAGGGUUUUGGAAGAACUAGAGGAAGGUGAUCCAGCGUAG
This is a messenger RNA of Monascus purpureus, 1545 nucleotides long. The record is from the annotation of a GenBank genome assembly. Lineage: Eukaryota; Fungi; Ascomycota; Eurotiomycetes; Eurotiales; Aspergillaceae.